Lepus europaeus (European hare) is the source of this 1389-nucleotide messenger RNA. RefSeq names its product GPI transamidase component PIG-T-like. Gene Ontology annotation, biological process: attachment of GPI anchor to protein. The record is from RefSeq and is a predicted model, not a curated record. Lineage: Eukaryota; Metazoa; Chordata; Mammalia; Lagomorpha; Leporidae. Gene Ontology annotation, cellular component: GPI-anchor transamidase complex.
AUGGCGGCAGGCAUGCCACUCACUCUGCUGGUGCUGCUGCUUCAGGGGCCAGGCGGCUGGGGCCAGGCAGAGCCUCCAUGGGACACCCUGUGGGAGGAGCUCAUUAACACCCCACUGCCUGCCAGGAACGUGGCUGCCACCUUCCAGGGCCCCUGGGCAGGCCUGCUGCUGCUGUGUCUGCUGCGCUGCCUCACCGACCCCACCAAGGGCUGCCGCAUGCUGGCUGCACACCUGCUGGCACUGGGACUGUGGCAUGCCGCGCACCUCCGCAAUGCCCUGCUGCAUCUGCUGCCCAUGCUGGCAGCAUGUCUGGCCAGCCCAGACCCGGGGCCAUGCGAGGAGCCACCGGAGCCAUGCGAGGAGCUGUACCUGGUGCUUGUGUGGCUGCUCAGCAUAGCCAUGGAGCUGGGCAGUGCAGCAGCCAUGCCACACCUGGAUGACAUGGUGCACAUGCUGAACUGCACCCUGCAUGACCUCUCCACUGCCAUGCACUGCAAGAGCUGCAUGUGUGCUGCCGCCCUGGUGCAGGCCAUGCCGGACCACUUUCACCUGCAGGCCAAGGCCCUGAUUGUGCCGCUGAUGCACACCAUUACCUGCCACCAGUACCAGGAUGUCAUCCUUGGCAGCCAAAAGACCUAUGCAGUCUAUCUGCUCAACAUAGCCCUGAUCAACACCUCCCGCAACCUCAACCUCCAGCUCAAGUGGAAGAGACCCCCAGAGAGUGAGGCCCCACCAGUGCCCUUCCUGCAUGCCCAGCGCUAUGUGAGUGGCUAUGGGCUGCAGAAGGGGGAGCUGAGCAUCCUGCUAUACAACACCCACCCAUACUGCACGUUACCCGUGCUGCUCUUGGACACCGUGCCCUGGUACCUGUGGUUCUACGUGCACACACUCACCAUCAUGUCCAAGGGCAAGGAGAACAAACCAAGUUACAUCCACUACCAGCUUGCCCAGGACUGCCUGCAGCCCCACCUCCUGGAGAUGCUCAUUCAGCUGCCUGUCAGCUCAGUCAAGGUCUCCAUCCAGUUUGAGCGGGCCCUGCUCAAGUGGACCAAGUACACUCCAGACCCCAACCAUGGCUUCUAUGUCAGCCCAACUGUCCUCAGUGCCCUUGUGCCCAGUGUGGUGGCAGCCACACCAGUGGACUGGGAAGAGAGCCCCCUCUUCAGUACCCUGUUCCCAGUCUCCAAUGGCUCCAGCUACUUCGUGUGACUGUACACAGAGCUGCUGCUGGUGAGCCUGCCCACGCUGGACUUCAGCAUGCCCUAUAAUGUGAUCUGCCUCAUGUGCACUGUGGUGGCCAUGUGCUAUGGCUCCUUCUACAACCUCCUCACCAGAACCUUCCACAUCAAGAAGCCUAGCACCAGUGGUGUGGCCAAGAGGCUGGCCUAA